Acanthosepion pharaonis is the source of this 1611-nucleotide messenger RNA. Lineage: Eukaryota; Metazoa; Mollusca; Cephalopoda; Sepiida; Sepiidae. The record is from the annotation of a GenBank genome assembly.
AUGAUGGAACAGGAACUGUCAUAUCGACCAUUGAUAGCGCAUAGUCGCUUAAAUACUAGAAACCAUUUUUCAUGUUAUUUCUCCCCCCCCUCUCUCUCUCUCUCUGUCUUUCUUUCUUUCUUUCCCGCUUCACUUCUCUCUUUUCUUCGCUUUCUCUUUCUUUCUCAUUCUUUCAUAGCCCCAUUUUUCUUUUUCCUUCCUUUUUUCACUCCAUUUUUCUCUCCUCUCUUCUUCCCUCUUCACUAUUUCUCUCCUCUCUCCUUGCCUUUUCCCUAUUUCUCUCCUCUCUCCUUGCCUUUUCACUAUUUCUCUCCUCUCUCCUUGCCUUUUCACUAUUUCUCUCCUCUCUCCUUGCCUUUUCACUAUUUCUCUCCUCUCUCCUUGCCUUUUCACUAUUUCUCUCCUUCCCUCUUCUUUAUUUCUCUCUUCUCUCCUCUCUUCUUUAUUUCUCUCUUCUCUCUUUCCCUCUUCUUUAUUUCUCUCCUUCCCUCUUCUUUAUUUCCCUCUUCUCUAUUUCCCUCCUUCCCUCUUCUCUAUUUCUCUCCUCGUUCCUAUCCUUCCCUUUUCCCUCCUCUCCUUCCCUUUUUGCUCCUUCUCUUCUUCUCUCUUCACUCCUUCUCUUCCUCUCUCUUCGUCCCUUCUCUUCACUCUUCGGUAUUUCUCUCGCCUCUUCUUCCUUUUUCGCCCCUUCUCUUCUCUCCCAUUUCCCUUUUUGCUCCUUUUUUCUCUCUCCUUCCAUCUUCACUCCUUCUCUUGUCUCUUUCUCCUUCACUCUUCACUCCUUCUUUUAUCCCUCCUUUUCUCUUCACUCCUUUUGUUCCUCCUUUUCCCUCCACUCCUUCUCAUGUCCUUCCUUUUCCCUCCACUCCUUCUCUUAUCCUUCCUUUUCCCUACACUCCUUCUCUUAUCCUUCCUUUUCCCUCCACUCCUUCUCUUGUCCACACUUUUCUCUUCACUCUUUCUCUUGUCCCUCCUUUUCUCUUCACUCCUUCUUUUAUUCCUCCUUUUCUCUUCACUCCUCUUGUUCCUCCCUUUCCCUCCACUCCUUCUCUUGUCCUUCAUUUUCCCUCCACUCCUUCUCUUGUCCUUCCUUUUCCCACCACUCCUUCUCUUAUCCCCACCUUUUCUCUUCACUUUUUCUCUUGUCCCUCCUUUUCUCUUCACACCUUCUCUUGUUCCCUCUUCACUACUUUUCUUAUCUCUCACUCAUUCUCUUCUCUAUCUUCCGACUACUCUCCCUUUUUGCUCAACAAUAUAUCUACUCUCUCACUCUUUCUCUCACUCACUUUCACUCCAUGUUUAUAUUUUACCAUUACUUUUCUUCUUCCUCUUACUCGUUACUCCCUCUCGUUAUUGUUAUAUAAUUCCUCUUAUAUAUCCUCUUACUGCUACUGUCUCUCUCUUGUUAUAGCUUUGUCAUUGCUGUUGCUUUUCCGCCUACUCUCUUUGUUGCUCAAUAUAUCUUGUCUCUGUCACUAUCUCUUCAUACAUUACUAUUACUUUUCUUCUUCUUCUUCUUCUUCUUCUUCUUCUUCUUGCUGCUGCUGUAUUAUAUUUCUUUGGUCUUUCAGUUCUCCAAUCUAUGAUCCCUCUUGGCUUACGGCUACAUAA